CAUUGAGAUCGAAGUAAAAUUGGCUCUAAUGAUAUUUUAUAUUGAAAAAAAAAGAAAAAAGAAUAUAUAUAUAUAUAUGCAUUAUAACUUAAAAACUCUAAAUGUUUCUUUGCUCUAUAAAAAUUGCACGAUCAAUGAUAUUUGUCAUUUGAAAGCGCGUAUAUUGGCACUGUGUUAACGUCAAUAAUAGUGUGUAGAGAUUUCAACUUUAUAUAUUUCGUAUCAUUAUUAUUUUGAAAUUUCGGAACACAUGUCUUCCUCGCAUAACGAAAAUAUGAUAGAAGAACUAGCAAAGGAUUAUGCCGAUUAUGCGAAAGUCAACUUGUCUGUUAAGAUGAAACAAUUUCAUGAAACAAUAGAAGAUGUCAUGAUACGUUUGGAAGAAUUUCAAUCCAUUGUUGGAAUGGUCCAAGCAGAAAGUUCAGAAUGUAUGAAUGAACACAUUCCAAGGAUACGACAUAUGCGGAAGGAAUUAGUAACGCUUUGUAGAAAAAUAGACGCACUUGAACACGUCCUUAUAGCUGCUAAUGUAAGUUUGACAGCUUUAGAAACAGCUGUUGACACUGCAGAAGCUGAAUUAGGUGUUACUGACAGAUUUUUUGGUAUUCUUAAUCCAUUAUCUUUUUUUAAAAAAUCUCAGGAAUCUGUGAUAGGAAACAAACAACAGCAAGCAUUUGAACCUCCAACAAUUUACAGAACAGAAGAUUUUUUCAAUACGGAGUAAAAUAAUGUCUUCCAUGACCGAACGAUUCUAAAUUUAAACUUUUUAAAAAACAAUUAGAAAAAUUUACUAUAAUACAAACUUUGGAUAUAAAAUUUUUUUCAGAGUAUAUAAUUUACAAUCAAUUCCAUAGCCAAAUUUUGAUAUUUAUAUUUUUCUGUUUUUCUUACAUAUUCGCUAUAGGAAAACUAUAAAAUGUAUAACAAUACCUUAUUGUAUUUAUUAAUAUCUAUUUAUUGUGUGUAAUGUUAUUAUUUUAUAUUAUUAUUAUUGAUAUUAUUUCUGUUAUUACUGUCUUUUGAUUAAUCAAACAUAAUAAGCUUUAUCUUAAGAACUUCUCUGUUUUGUAUAAUUUAAUUAUACGAAUCAUAUUUUUUCUAAAAUCUUACUCUCGACGAUAGAAAAAUUUUAGGUUAUCUAUAUAUUCUUCCAAUAGAGAAUUAAAAUAUUAUAAGAAAAAAAUAUUCUUUGUUCAUUGAAAGUUCUUAUACAUGACGUAUUAAAAAAAAAAAUUAGUAGUAAACAACAUAUAAUAAGAUAAAAUAAAUAUAGCCUAUCGACGUUUUCAUUUUGAUAGUAAACGAUAGAAAAUUCUAUAAUCCAAUAAUGAAAUUUACAAGCAGUAAUGUCAUUGGAAAGAACUUGAAUGACUAAUAAUAGAUAAUUUAUAAAAUUAUAGUUACUUACACCUAUUCUUGGAUGAAUACAGACAUUGAUUAGAAAUGAAUAGAACCUUCUCUUACAUUCCUCGCGAAAUCCGUGCUAUAAAUUCGAUGUUAAGCUAUGACUGUGUCCAAACUUUUCAAUGAUCGACACUGGAUAAUCGAUCUGAAAACUUAAAACAUAAAACAAGUUAAUUAGACCUUAUAGAUUAACAUGUAUUAAUUAAAAUAUUUCAUUAAUUAGAUUACAAUAAAUAUAUAAUAAUAAUAAUAAUUAUUAUUAUUCAUACUAUGGAAAUGAUGUAAAUAAAUGGUAUUAAUACGUA
Vespula vulgaris is the source of this 1709-nucleotide messenger RNA. It is a transcript of the gene Blos4, whose product is annotated as biogenesis of lysosome-related organelles complex 1 subunit 4. Gene Ontology annotation, cellular component: BLOC-1 complex. The transcript has 4 exons. The record is from RefSeq and is a predicted model, not a curated record. Bases 251 to 724 code for a protein of 157 amino acids. Lineage: Eukaryota; Metazoa; Arthropoda; Insecta; Hymenoptera; Vespidae.